AUGUCUACUCUUCCCAAACCGCCUCUGGGACUCGACGUCAAUGAGACCAAAGUCCCGUCCCUUGUAUCCGGGUUUACGGUUACUUGGGUAUUGGGACUAUGGUCUGUUAUUCUUCGACUCAUUGCCCGAAGGCUUACCAACACCAAGCUGUGGUGGGACGACUGGCUUAUUUGUGCUUCGCUUAAGGCGGCACUGUUCGCCAUCUUCGCAGUAGGGCUGUUUAUUACUGUGGUAUCAUUGAUACGGAUGACCUACAUGAUUCGAUUCGAUCAUUCCGAUCCAUCUGUCAAUUGGGAAUUCAGCGACGAGAUGAUGUGGACCGGCGUCGAGGUUAACGCGGGUAUUGUUUGUGCCUGCCUUCCUUUGCUGAAGCCUCUGAUAAAUGUACUCAUCUAUAGAAACGUGUAUGGAAACUCACCACGACCAACCCAUGGAAAUUGCUCUCCAGCUAUACCCUCUAGCGGCUGUGGAGAGAUUGCGGGCGAUUCUCUGAGACUCGAUCCAUUUGGCCAUGGCACGAUGACUGCAUGUACUACGUCCAGGAGCACGCAGCAUGAUGAUGUUCGGACCGGUUCAUUAUCAACGGAUAAUGAGUUGGAUACAUUGCUGAAGGCAGAGCGCGAUCUCAAGUCAAAUCAUACGAGAAAAGAUGGUAGGAACAUGCAAGAUAAAGACAGCGCAGUGGGACAAACAGCAAACGGAGUCACGGUCACUAGGACAUUCGCAUCUCGUGUCGAAUAUGUCAAAUAG
This is a messenger RNA of Pochonia chlamydosporia 170, 750 nucleotides long. RefSeq lists its product as hypothetical. NCBI's taxonomy places the organism in Eukaryota, Fungi, Ascomycota, Sordariomycetes, Hypocreales, Clavicipitaceae. The record is from RefSeq and is a predicted model, not a curated record. The transcript has 4 exons. Bases 1 to 750 code for a protein of 249 amino acids.